Camelus dromedarius (Arabian camel) is the source of this 899-nucleotide messenger RNA. RefSeq names its product cilia and flagella associated protein 126 (gene CFAP126). NCBI's taxonomy places the organism in Eukaryota, Metazoa, Chordata, Mammalia, Artiodactyla, Camelidae. Gene Ontology annotation, biological process: cilium organization. The record is from RefSeq and is a predicted model, not a curated record. The coding region runs from base 1 to 774 and encodes 257 amino acids. The transcript is spliced from 6 exons. Gene Ontology annotation, cellular component: ciliary basal body.
AUGUUUGAGUCUGACUCAUGGGCAGUGGCCAAUGACCUGGCCAUAUGUGAGAGCAACACGACACGGUUCUGGCCACACAUCGGUGGGAGGGAAGUGGAGCACAAAGCAGGCAGCCUCCUUUUGGCGUCCCCAGUUCGGCCCCAGGAUGUGGAAAUGACUAGGUCUUGUCCUUGCUCACAGUAUGAAAAAGCUUUCUCACCCAAGUAUCUGCAGAACUGGUCUCUCGCCAAGCCAACAAAAGAGAGGAUUUCUUCCCAUGAAGGCUACACUCAGAUUAUCGCCAAUGAUCAUGGACAUCUGUUGCCUUCAGUGCCCCGUUCCAAGGCAAAUCCUUGGGGAUCCUUCAUGGGCACAUGGCAAAUGCCUCUGAAGGUACCCCCUGCUCGGGUGACCCUGACCUCCCGUACAGCUGCUGGUGCUGCCUCCCUCACCAAAUGGAUACAGAAAAAUCCUGAUUUACUGAAGGCCUCCAAUGGGCUGUGUCCUGAAAUCUUAGGCAAGCCACAUGAUUCAGACAGUCAGAAGAAACUCAGGAAGUCUAUCACAAAGACUGUACAACAAGCAACAAGUCCAACCAUAAUCCCAAACUCCCCAGCCUCAAGUCUCAAUACCCUAGAUCAACUCCAAAGCUCACAUCCCUCGGCAGGUCACACUCCAAGUCCCCAAACCCCAGCUAGCUCUCCUAAGAGCCCCCCUGGAAGCCCAUGCAUGCUAGAACACUGUGCAGGUCCUGAUCUAGCCGAGGUCCAGAAAUGCAAACCUGGAACUUCAUAAAGGACUGGGACCACACUGAGAAAACCUGUCUAGAGACUGAGUGAAUGAAGUAAGCAAGACCCUCAGUCGAAAAUUAUGGGUGGGUAUCAAGGCAAAUUCAGAAAAAAUAAACAUCAUUUGUUGAA